Messenger RNA from Aspergillus puulaauensis, 1695 nucleotides. RefSeq names its product Zn(II)2Cys6 transcription factor. Gene Ontology annotation, biological process: regulation of DNA-templated transcription. Gene Ontology annotation, molecular function: DNA-binding transcription factor activity, RNA polymerase II-specific; zinc ion binding. The transcript has 3 exons. NCBI's taxonomy places the organism in Eukaryota, Fungi, Ascomycota, Eurotiomycetes, Eurotiales, Aspergillaceae. The coding region runs from base 1 to 1695 and encodes 564 amino acids. The record is from RefSeq and is a predicted model, not a curated record.
AUGGAUCAUCGCACAUCGAGAGCCAGGGCAAGCAAACCCAAGGUCCGAACGGGGUGUAUCACCUGCAAGAUACGGCGAGUGAAAUGUGAUGAAGCAAAGCCGUCAUGUCACAGAUGUGUAAGCACUGGGCGGAAAUGCGAUGGUUAUACUCAGCCCAGCUCUAGUGGUUUGAGUGCGCCUCAUGAGCUGCGACAGUCCACAGCGAUAAUCUCCACGAAAGAGUCCAGAGCAUUAGACUUCUUUUUUAAUACGACCUCCUAUCAGCUAGCCGGCUUUCUUGAAGGGGAUUUUUGGAGGCGAAGUGUCUUGCAACUUAGUCUCUCGGAGCCGUCAAUUCGUCAGGCGCUGGCUGCGCUAGGCUCGCUGCAUGAAUGUGAAGCCCAAUCUCUAGACACCAGGGUGGACAGUCCAGAUGCCGACCAACUGUAUGCCCGAGCAAUUCGCUCAACUGUUGACAAGGCUGGUACGGGCGAGUCUUCCGUGCCGAUCGUUGUGAUGGCCAGCAUCCUGUUUACGAGUUUUGAAUUCCUACGGCGUAACGCUGCUGCUGCCGCCACACAUAUUGCCAACGGGAUAAGUAUCCUCAGAUCAUGGCGCCAGAGCUCCCAAACUACGCAAGAUCGGUUUUGCAGCAGAAAUUACCCAUCCUAUGAAGCGCAAUUUCUACAUAGCGAGCUUGCACCGAUUCUUACUCUCUUCAGUUUGAACGCUUCGGAAUUCAGCCCUUUCCCGAAGAACAGGCUUAUUCUUCACGAAUCCAAAACUGGAGCACCGCAUAUGCCAGCGAGGUUUGAAAUGCUGCGCGAAGCUAGAGUCGCGCUCGUCGACCUGGUUACUGCCAGUGCGGCCUUUUUCCAAAGCCUAGAUGUGCAGGUCGGUGCCAAACAGACACCUAAUCUCGGCCUUCUGGCUCCAUCUGAAGAUCUUCGUGUUGGCUUUGACCUCUGGAAAACCAAUUUCCAGGAACUGUUGCAACGGCACGAAUCGAAAUGGGGUGUUGAGGAGAAAGCUGCAGCAAAUGUUAUUCGAAUCAUGCAGUAUGGCUCCGAGGUCGGACUCGCUGCGUACGUUGUGUCAAAUGAAUGCGAAUGGGAUAGUCGUCGGGAAGAAUAUGAAGAGGUCCUGCGGGUUUCGGAGGCACUCGUAGCGGAUUCUUCCUACGAGCCGGAUGGCCUUCCAAAAGGAUUCAAUUUAGAAGUUGGAUUGACCUACCCAAUGCACGCUGUCGCGUGGAAGUGCCGGUACCCAAGCAUUCGCAGAAGGGCACUGGACCUGCUUCUACGGUCGCCGAGGCGGGAGUGGCUACUCGACUCACGCCAGUAUCAUGCUAUUUUCUCGCGCAUCAUGGCUAUUGAAGAGGAGUGUCUGGAGUUGCCGCCUCAUGCGGUCCCAGAUGAUAGGGUCCUCCCACCUGAACACGUUCGCGUUCACGACUUCUUCUGUGUUCCACAACCUGAGAUUGCUGGCGAUCCUUCAGGCUAUGGCGUUACUUUUAUGACGAAACCAGAAGGUAUUGAUGGGCCAUGGCAUUUCACCACUGAGUACAUGAGUCUGCCCACGGUCGGUGUCGGUGACAUGGCGCCAUCCAAUCUAAUUUCAUGUCGCCGCUGGGCUAGUCCGGACACUACAGAUCCUGACACAGCAAAUAUGCUGAAAAGCACGGUAUUCGGGCAGUACCAUACAGCGACUGGUUGA